Penicillium maclennaniae is the source of this 888-nucleotide messenger RNA. RefSeq names its product alpha/beta fold hydrolase. The coding region runs from base 1 to 888 and encodes 295 amino acids. NCBI's taxonomy places the organism in Eukaryota, Fungi, Ascomycota, Eurotiomycetes, Eurotiales, Aspergillaceae. The transcript is spliced from 3 exons. Gene Ontology annotation, molecular function: catalytic activity. The record is from RefSeq and is a predicted model, not a curated record.
AUGCCUACCACCAAGACCAUCCACGUCGCCCACUUGGGAGGAAUCGAUGUCGCCUACCAGAUGGGCGGGGAGUACGAUCGCAACAAGCCAACGGUAGUAUUGGUGAACGCUUUCACCACAUCAUCUGAGCUAUUUCGAGAUCAGUUUGAAAGCACCCAACUGACUGGUCAAUUCAACCUGAUAGCUAUCGAGCUACUAGGUCAUGGCCAGACGCGCACUACUCGUGAACACUGGACUUACUGGGAUACGGCGGAAAUGAAUCUGCAAGUACUAGAUGCAUUGAAGAUUGAUCGGGCAUUUGUCCUUGGAACAAGCCAGGGCGGUUGGAUCACCGUGCAGAUGGCGCUGCUGCGGCCUGAUAAAAUUUUGGGAAUUAUCCCUAUUGGUACAUCCAUGGACAGCGAGUCAGAACGCAGCCGUCAGCUUAAAUGCUGGGAUGGCCAAAAAAUCAUUGCUGGUUUCGUGAACCAGUGGACAAGCGGCAACGCAACUCCUCAUUUUGAGCCCGACAAUGAAUAUUGUGAUGCACUUAUCGAUAUUGGCUUCAACGAGUGUUCGUCCGCGCAACGCGAAUUUUGGCGAACGACAAUGAAAGCCAAUUACCGCGGCGAUGAUGGCCGUCGGCGAAUUCGCAUGGCGGCGAUAAACCUCGCUGAGCGGGGGCCAUUGCAUCUUCGACUCUCCGAUGUUAGAUGCCCAGUGUUGUGGCUGCAUGGCACCCAGGAUGCUGUAUUUUCCGUGGCCAACGCUAUGGAAGAAAUCAAACUCUUUACUCAAUCACCCGAUGCGUGUCUAGUGCCAAUAGACGGAGGUGCUCAUUUCCUAAAUUGCACUCAUCACAAAGAGGUGAAUAAAGCACUUGUGGAAUUCAUCGACAAGUACAAAUGA